CGUUUCAUUUUCAAGAAACACAGCCGGGGUUUCUGGUGACGUCCCGCAGGAAAGUACACAGUCUCUCACGGUGCUGCAUUGACCCGAAAACAACACGACAAGCGCACAUUUCCACGGAAGAACGGCUCAUGACACUUUCAUAGCAACACGACCUUAUGUUAGCAACAAUGGAGAAGCCUCCCUUCAGGCAGAACCAGAACUGCGGAGACUGGGAGCUGAAAGAGAGGCUGGGCAUGGGCGGGUUUGCCCAUGUUUACCUUUACCAACAUCAUGAAACAAAUGAAAAGCUAGCUGUGAAAAUGUGCCGUCUAGAGCUCACACCAAGGAAUAAGGACAGAUGGAGCAGAGAAAUCCUGAUAAUGAAAAAGUUGAAUCACAUCAAUGUUGUGACAGCACGAGAUGUCCCAGAUGAAAUGAAGCACAUAGCCUUAAAUGAUCUUCCACUGUUGGCCAUGGAGUACUGCUCCAGGGGAGACCUGAGGAAGAUGCUGAGCAAACCUGAAAACUGCUGUGGUUUGAAAGAGAGUGAAGUGCUUUCAUUACUCAAUGACGUCGGAUCUGGUAUCCAGUAUCUGCAUGAAAACAAGAUCAUACACAGAGACCUUAAACCUGAAAACAUAGUGCUGCAAGAUAUCAACGGAAAGCUGGUUCACAAAAUCAUUGACCUGGGCUAUGCCAAAGACCUGGACCAGGGCAGUCUUUGUACCUCCUUCGUCGGCACACUUCAGUACCUGGCACCUGAGCUUUUUGAGAAUAAGCCAUACACAGUUACUGUGGAUUACUGGAGCUUUGGCACGAUGGUAUUUGAAUGCAGUUGUGGUUUCCGUCCAUUCCUGCACAAUCUUCAACCUGUGCAGUGGGCAAGCAAAGUGAAAAAUAAAGGUCCAAAAGACAUCAUGGCUGUAGAGGAACUGAACGGAGAAGUCAGAUUCUCCACACACCUCCCCUACCCUAACAACCUCAGCAGAACACUGUUGGAGCCAAUGGAAGCACUGCUUCAGCUGAUGUUAAAGUGGGAUCCUGUCCAGAGGGGAGGCAAAAUCAACCCGGACACCAAGAAACCACUCUGCUUUGAAGUGCUGGAGCAGAUACUGAGCAUGAAGCUGGUCCACAUCCUGAACAUGACUACAGCCCAGGUCCACUCUUUCCAGCUGACUCCGGACGAAAGUCUCCACGGUCUGCAGAAGCGCAUUGAGGCAGAGACCAAGAUCGAAGUUGUUAACCAGGAGCUGCUGCAGGAGACGGGGGUGUCACUGGAUCCCAGGAAGCCCGCUGCACAGUGCGUCCUAGAUGGGGUGAGAGGGUGGGAUAGCUACAUCGUCUACCUGUUUGACAAGAGCAUCACCAAGUACUCCGGUCCCUUCAGUGCCAGGCAACUUCCUGAUAAAGUCAACACUAUUGUGCAAGAGACCAAGACACAGCUUCCCCUGGUUGUGUUGAAGAAGGUUUGGGGCGAAGCAGUGAGCUACAUCUGUGGCCUAAAGGAGGACUACAGCAGGCUUUUCCAAGGACAGCGGGCUGCCAUGUUGAGCCUCCUGCGCUACAACACAAACCUGAACAGGUGUAAGAACAGCAUGUUUGGCUUCUCUCAGCAGCUGAAGGCCAAGCUGGACUUCUUUAAGAGCAGCAUCCAGUACGACCUGGAAAAAUACAGCGAUCAGAUGCACUACGGCAUAUCCUCUGAAAAGAUGCUGAAAGCCUGGCAGGAGAACGAGGAAAGAGCUGCUGCUUUUGCACAGGUGGCAGAGGUGAGCCAUUUAGAAGAUGAGAUCAUGACUCUGCACUCUGAGAUAGUGGAACUUCAGAGGAGCCCGUACGCUCGACGCCAAGGAGACAAGAUGGAGCAGCUAGAAGAAAAGGCAAUUGAUCUGUACAAGCAACUGAAGAUGAAAUGCAAAACACCUGACCCAGAUUUGAGCAGUGACAGCUCCGAGAUGGUGAAGGCCAUCAUUCAGACUGUCCAGAACCAAGACAAGGUCCUCAAAGAUCUGUACACCCACCUCAGUAAGAUCCUGAUCAGCAAACAGAAAAUCAUUGAUUUGUUUCCACGAAUUGAGAAAACCCUGGAGAGCAUAAAGGACGCUGACAACACAGUGAUGCAGAUGCAGAUCAAGAGACAGAGAGAGUUCUGGCAUUUACUGAAGAUCGCCUGUGCUCAAAACUCAUCAAGGAACUCAAUAGCAGCCAGCCCCGAGUCGUCUAACCUCCUGCAGGUUUCUCAGUGGUCCCAGUCAGCACAACCUGUCAGCUCUCCACAUCCCUUAACCUCCCUACCUGGGCCAAAUGACAGUGAUGCUGCACCACGUCUGCUGCAGGAGAACCAGAAGUACCUCAGUCAGCUGACCAGCCUGAUGCAGGAGACUGCAGAUGAACAGACCAAAAGCAUAGUGGACCAAGACUGGAGCUGGACGAAAUACGAAACUGUAACAACGAAAUGUAAAAAGAGAAAUGCGUAAGCGGUGUUGCGUUCUUCCAUCCCUGCCUGUGCUUCGUGUAACACUAAAGACUGAAAGCUGUUAAACGCAGCAGAGUGGCGUCAAACAUUGUACAGUUGUACGUGGACUCGGGAUGUUCUCUUUAAAAAAAAUAAAAUAAAAUAAAAAGGACACCGUUCGCACAUG
Molecule: messenger RNA, 2621 nt
Organism: Micropterus dolomieu (smallmouth bass)
Lineage: Eukaryota; Metazoa; Chordata; Actinopteri; Centrarchiformes; Centrarchidae
Product: inhibitor of nuclear factor kappa-B kinase subunit alpha-like
Exons: 22
Coding region: 156-2456 (766 amino acids)
Biological process (GO): tumor necrosis factor-mediated signaling pathway; positive regulation of transcription by RNA polymerase II; peptidyl-serine phosphorylation
Cellular component (GO): IkappaB kinase complex; cytoplasm
Molecular function (GO): ATP binding; IkappaB kinase activity
Source: RefSeq, a predicted model, not a curated record